This is a messenger RNA of Salmo salar (Atlantic salmon), 3577 nucleotides long. RefSeq lists its product as uncharacterized. Lineage: Eukaryota; Metazoa; Chordata; Actinopteri; Salmoniformes; Salmonidae. Gene Ontology annotation, cellular component: nucleus. Gene Ontology annotation, molecular function: RNA polymerase II cis-regulatory region sequence-specific DNA binding; DNA-binding transcription activator activity, RNA polymerase II-specific. The record is from RefSeq and is a predicted model, not a curated record. Gene Ontology annotation, biological process: regulation of transcription by RNA polymerase II.
ACACGAUGAAUAACAAACCUGGGAAAAAGCAAAGCAACACAACCAAGAGGACUAAACAGUCCAACACUAAUGGGGUUACUUUCAACUCCAUCCGAAUAAAAAAAGAACCAGGAGACUUUGAACGGAAGGAAAUUGGUGACCAUUCCAAACGUCCUUUGCUGGAGCAGCAAAAGCACGUCAAGCAACAUCAAACUACGUCCGACCAAGCGACCCGGUAUAACAAGAUAUCGAGGAGUCCUGUGGUGAUACUAACAAAAUUGUCCAACGUGGUGCUUAAGACUCUUCUGAGAGAAACUAAAGUGCGUUUGGUGAAGGAGGAGACGGAUGCCAGGAGAGAAGAAGACAACAAUGAAGUCUCUUCUCCGCAGUUCUUUCCUUGUCCGCACUGCACCAUCUCCUUCACUGACUGUUACUUCCUGGAGAACCACAUCAAGACCAAACACCAGAAGCAGUACCUGGCCAUGUUGAAAAGCCACGUCUCAAAGAGUAAAACGGUGUACGCCCCCACACACAGCUGUCCCCAGUGUAGCUGCAUGUUCCAUACCCCACGACAGCUACACAUCCACACCCGCCAGGCCCACCCCUCUGCCCUUCCCCAGAAACCUGCCCGUCCCCCCAGGGUUCCGGGGAAACUCCACCCCUGCCCGCAGUGUGCCCGUAGAUUCCCGUACUUGGGAACCCUGCUGAAGCACUGCAAGAAUUUGCACAAAAUGGCUGUUUUUCGCACCGAUGGUCACAUCAGUUGUGCUGACUGUGGGAAGAGCUUUGAGAAUUGCUGGGGACUAGGGCCACACCGGUGUCAAGAACCAGAGGGCACUAAACCUAAGGACACUAAGACUGUGGUCUGUCUGGAAGUCGGCUUCCAUUGCUCAGAGUGUGGGAAGAUCCUCAGUACUCCUACGAGCCUGGACACUCACAUGCGCAUCCACACUGGAGAAAAGCCAUACGAAUGUAAGGAGUGCGGCAAGCGCUUCUCAGAGAACAGCGGUUACCGUUAUCACUCGUUAAUACACUCGGGGCUCAAGCCGUUCAAAUGCCAGGACUGCGGGAAGACUUUCAAACGGAAGUCGCUCCUCUGGACUCACCUGUCGGUUCACACUGGUGAGCGGAAGUUCUCCUGCACCCAAUGCGAUAAGAGGUAUGCAAGCAGGGCCCAUCUGAAGCUUCACCUGCGAACACACUCGGGGGAGAGACCUUUCAAAUGCACCGUUUGUGGUAAAGACUUUGCUGACAAAGCUUAUCUGAAAACACACCUGAAGAUCCACAGCAACGAGAAGAACUACCACUGUGGGGUUUGUGGGCGGGCGUUCUUGAGGCUGGGGUUGUUGAAGUUACACAUGCGCUCACAUACCGGGGAGAGGCCCUACCACUGCACAGUGUGCGACAAGAAGUUUUUUCGACUCUCACACCUGAAGAACCAUCAUCUGACUCACACGGGUGAGAAACCAUACACCUGUACCGAGUGCAGUAAAAGCUUCACUCAGUCUGGGGAUCUGUCCAAGCACAAGCUCCUACACACUGGGGAGAAGCCAUUUGAAUGCCCUGAAUGCCCCAGCCGGUUUAACCGUUCUGGUUCUCUGACAAGUCACAUGAGGACCCACACUCACCGUGAUAUAAAGCCAUACUCCUGCCAAGAAUGUGGGAAGAGCUUUUAUGAACGGAGUCACGUCAAAGUCCACAUGAAGACCCACACAGGGGAGAGACCGUAUCCCUGCCCCCACUGCCUUUUCAGCUUCACUCGGAAAGCACACCUCUCCAAACACCUGCCUAGAUGUCGUAAAUGAUCAUGGUUGGCAUUUUUUAUGACACCUUUUUAUUAUGAAAUUCAUUGUAUUCAUAGGAAUCACUUUUAGAUUAAUCCACCACAGUGAAACAAUAGCGUUACAUAGUCAUGGAAUACAUUGAAACAUUAUUAUACUGAGCAAAAAUAUAAACGCAACAUGUACAGGGUUGGUCCCAUGUUUCAUGGGCUGAAAUAAAAGAUCCCAGAAAUGUUCCAUAUGUACAAAAGGCUUAUUGCUCACAAAUGUUGUGCCAAAUUUGUUUAUAUCCCUGUUAGUGAGCAUUUUUUCUUUGCCAGGAUAAUCUAUCCACCUGACAGGUGUGGCAUAUCAAAAAGCUAAUUAAACAGCAUGACCAUUACACAGGUGCACCUUGUGCUGGGGACAAAAGGCCCCUCAAAAAUAUGCAGUUUUGUCACGACACACAAUGCUAGAGAUGUCUCUAGUUUUAAGGGAGCGUGCAAUUGACUUGCUGACUGCAGGAAUGUCCACCAGAGCUGUUGCCAGAAAAAUGCUAUGUUAGUUUCUCUACCAUAAGCCACCUCAAGUCGUUUUAGAGAAUUUGACAGUACAUCCUACCAGCCUCACAACCGCAGACCAUGUGUAUGGCAUUGUGUGGGCAAGCUUGUUUGCUGAUGUCAAUGUUGUGAACAAAAUGCCCAGUGGUGGUGGGGUUACGGUAUGGGUAGGCAUAAGCUAUGGACAACCAACACAAUUGCAUUUUAUCGUUGGCAAUUUGAAUGCACAGAGAUAUUGUGACUUGAUCCUGAGGCCCAUUGUCCUGCCAUUCAUCCACCGCCAUCACCUCGUGUUUCAGAAUGAUAAUGUACGGCCCCAUGUCGCAAAGAUCUGUACACAAUUCCUGGAAGCUGAAAAUGUCCCAGUUCUUCCAUGGCCUUCAUACUCACCAGACAUGUCACCCAUUGAGCAUGUUUGGGAUGCUCUGGAUCAACGUGUAUGACGGCGUGUUUCAGUUCCCACCAAUACCCAGCAACAUCGCACAGCCAUUGAAGAGGAGUGGGACAACAUUACACAGGCCACAAUCAACAGCCUGAUCAACUCUAUGUGAAGGAGAUGUCACUCUGCAUGAGGCAAAUAGUGGUCACACCAGAUACGGACUUGUUUUAUGAUCCACACCCAUACUUUUUUGUUUAAGGUAUCUGUGACCAACAUAUGCAUAUCUGUAUUCCCAGUCAUGUGAAAUCCAUCGAUUAGGGCCUAAUGAAUUUAUUUUAAUUUACUGAUUUCCUUUAUAUGAACUCUAACUCAGUAAAUCUUAGAAAUUGUUGCGUUUUAUAUUUUGCUUCAGUAUAGUAGAUCAUAGUUACAUUGUUUUGUUAAUGAACACCCUUUUUAGUACUUUUGUCAUUUUCAUUUCAUUUCAAAUAAUAUUACUGUAUGCUGACUCAUGGUGACAAAGCCUAAGAAAGAGAAACAAAAGUUAUCAGUCAGCGAAUUGAUCAGUCUGCCGUCUGAAUGGUCUGAAUUGUAUGGCUCAAAUCUUGAUUGUGUACACUAAUACAAAAUUAUUCAUUCAGUUAUCCUCCCCCCAAUGUGACCCAAUGGUUAGGCAUUGUUAAAGAAAUACACUAAUUGGAACUGUUUCCAUCUGAACAAGGGGAGGCAUAGCAAAUACAGUGCAUUCGGAAAGUAUUCAGACCCCUUGACUUUUUCCACAUUUUGUUACAUUACAGCCUUAUUCUAAAAUUGAUUAAAUCAUUUCCCCCCUCAAUCUACACACAAUAUCCCAUAAUGGCAAAGCAAAAAAUAUAUAAUUUUUGCAAAAACAAAAAUUA